UGAGCGCGCUACGGCCAUGGGAGGCUGCAUGGGACGACCGCAGGGGGAGAGCCCGAGAUCCCAGUCCAGGGCCUCCGGUCACCCUCGGAAGAGAGCAGGACGCAACGAACCAUUAAAGAAAGAGCGACCAAGGUGGAAGAGUGAUUACCCAAUGACGGAUGGCCAGCUCCGUAGCAAAAGGGAUGAGUUCUGGGACACCGCACCAGCAUUCGAGGGGCGCAAGGAGAUCUGGGAUGCACUGAAAGCGGCAGCCUAUGCAGUGGAAGCUAAUGACCAUGAGCUGGCACAGGCUAUUGUGGAUGGAGCCAGUAUUACAAUACCUCAUGGCUCUCUAACGGAAUGCUAUGAUGAACUUGGAACCCGGUACCAGCUCCCAGUUUACUGCCUGGCUCCACCGGUUAACCUGAUCAUGGAAAGGGGUGAAGACGACGGAACCGACGCUCCAGAUCCGGCCCCCAAUAACAGGCGGGAGUUCCAGCUGAAAGUCCGCCUUUCCACGGGAAAGGACGUUAAACUCAGUGCCAGCAUGUCGGACACUAUUGGCCAAAUGAAGAAGCAGCUACAUACCGUGGAGGGCAUUGAGCCCUGUUGGCAAAGAUGGUUCUUCUCUGGGAAACUUCUCACAGAUAGGGUAAAACUCCAGGAGACUAAGAUUCAGAAAGACUUUGUCAUUCAAGUUAUUGUCAACCAGCCGGCAGAUACCCAAAACUGACCACGUUUAAAACCGAAAAACUAAAAUUGACCAAGAAUUUUUCAUGACACACUGGAAUGUUUAGACAAGUAAAGGCU
Molecule: messenger RNA, 789 nt
Organism: Nanorana parkeri
Lineage: Eukaryota; Metazoa; Chordata; Amphibia; Anura; Dicroglossidae
Gene: UBTD1
Product: ubiquitin domain containing 1
Exons: 3
Coding region: 17-712 (231 amino acids)
Molecular function (GO): protein binding
Source: RefSeq, a predicted model, not a curated record